Linderina pennispora is the source of this 786-nucleotide messenger RNA. RefSeq names its product N-acetylglucosaminyl-phosphatidylinositol de-N-acetylase-like protein. Lineage: Eukaryota; Fungi; Kickxellomycota; Kickxellomycetes; Kickxellales; Kickxellaceae. Gene Ontology annotation, cellular component: endoplasmic reticulum. Gene Ontology annotation, biological process: GPI anchor biosynthetic process. The record is from RefSeq and is a predicted model, not a curated record. The transcript has a single exon. The coding region runs from base 1 to 786 and encodes 261 amino acids. Gene Ontology annotation, molecular function: N-acetylglucosaminylphosphatidylinositol deacetylase activity.
AUGAUUGUCGUGCAUUUUGUCCUUCCGCUGAUUCUGCUGUCAGCAGCAAUCUACGUGGUUCUGUAUUUCCAGCCAGGCCUCGUGCAGCGCAAUUUCGUUCCUGCGGCCAAGCUGGACAAGAAGCAAAAGCACGUUUUGUUUGUUACAGCGCACCCGGAUGACGAAUGCAUGUUCUUCGCACCGACGAUUUCAGCUCUCCAGCAGCAAAACACGAUGGUCAGUAUCUUGUGCCUGUCGACAGGCGACAGCGCCGGACUGGGCGCGGUACGCAAGACGGAGCUGGUGCGCUCAGCGGUCAGCAUGGGACUGGCAGCCGAAAAUGUUAUCAUCGUCGAUGACCCGUCCUUGCCAGACAGCCCACACAAGGCAUGGAAUGCGGCACUGGUGGCGCGUACAGUGGAGGCUGUGUGCGCAGCGGGCGAUGUGGAUGCGAUAUUCACUUUUGACGGGAAGGGUGUGAGUGGGCAUGCGAAUCACAUUGCGGCGUAUGUGGGCGUCAAGCACAUGGCGAUGACGGCGCAGCGGUUCAAGUUCCAUCCGGUGAACGUGUAUGCAUUGGAGAGCGUUGGGGUGGUGAGAAAGUAUGCGUCGGUGUUGGAUAUGCUGUUUAGUUUGGGCACGUUCUGGGCGGCAAGAGAUAGUCUGGUGUUUGUGGCCGAUCUGAAGGCGUACGCCAGGGGCGUGGAUGCGAUGCGCAUGCACGAGAGCCAGUAUGUGUGGUUCCGUAAGCUGUACGUGACGUUCUCGCGGUACAUGUUCAUCAAUACGUACAACAAGAUCAACUGA